CUGCAUGAAUGCUGUGCUUCUAGUUACUCGUCGGCACCGAUUUCGGCGGCAUCAUCAAUAGCCGAUCAUGCAUAUGAUGGCGUAAUUUGCAUAUCGCAUUCUUAUUGCGAACUUGAGAAAUAUGAAAGUCUGCGACAUCUACAGCCGAGUAUUGUCGCUUAUCAGCAGAUUCAUAGAGGUGUUGAAAACACAACCACAGUAAUUCCAGUUGACAAAAAUGUCAUACCAUCUGGACGUUUGAUUUUUGCUGGAACAGGCCCGGUUACACGGGAUCAGGAUGAUGUUCGCCGUUUUGGUACUGCAGCACGUAGUGCCAUGAAACUGGCUCUGAAAGCUGGUGUGAAAGCGCCUUUGAUUGUUACGCUGCCGCACAAAAAAUAUCCGCAGGCAGAACUGGUAGCAGCUCUCGGUGCAGUGCAAGAGUUAUACAUACCGCGGAAUGUAAGGGAAGAGGAAUGGAGGGCGAAGGUGAAGGCAGUUGGCUUAUAUGCGCUCGAUUACGAUCCAAAGACGUUGGUGAAAUUAGUGGAAGCUCUGGAUGCAGCAUUUACAGUUACUCGGGAUAUUGGCGACUCGGAUCCGCAACGUAUGUCACCAGCACGUGUUGCCGAAUAUGUGCGUCAGGUUUUCAGUGGUACUGUGAUCAGUAGUCAGGUGGUCUCCAAUAUUGCUGAGAUUGAACGUGAGCACCCACUAAUGGCUGCUGUUAAUCGAGCAGCAAAUAGCGUUAAGGAGCACCAGGCGCACUUAAUUUGGCUCGAAUAUACGCCGGAGGGUCCGUACGAUGAAACUGUUAUGCUUGUUGGCAAAGGUGUUACAAUAGAUACUGGUGGCGCGGAUUUGAAAACCGAAGGUAACAUGUUCGGGAUGUCACGCGAUAAUAUUGGUUCGAAUUCGUAUACCUGCGAUGAGAUAAUACGAUCGCGUAGUGGAAAACGUAUAGCAAUUUACAAUACUGAUGCCGAAGGACGUAUUACCAUGCUGGAUCCACUGACAAGGAUGGUAGAACUGGCUGCAAAGGAAACAAAACCACGACUGUUUACACUGGCCACAUUGACUGGACACGCAGUACUAACUUAUGGCUAUAUGGCAGCGGCCAUGGAUAAUGGCCCGGCCCAUAAAGAUCGUACUGCUGAGAUGAUCCAGGAUCGAGGCGAUGCAUAUGGACAGCCGGUUGAAAUUUCACGACUUCACUCUGAAGUGAGAUUUUAUGUUUUAUAAAA
Gongylonema pulchrum is the source of this 1223-nucleotide messenger RNA. The record is from the annotation of a GenBank genome assembly. NCBI's taxonomy places the organism in Eukaryota, Metazoa, Nematoda, Chromadorea, Rhabditida, Gongylonematidae.